UCGCUAUCUCGUUGCAUAAAGUGUAACAAAAUAAUUUCCACGAACAAGUAAAAUCGCUUAAACCAUAUUAAUCAGCGUUGAAGCAUAGAUUAAGCUAAUGCCCGUGUACAGCACGAGUUACAAUAAUUUCCAUUUACAUACAACGAAGGAAAAGCUCAGAGUGGGAUUGCACUCGACUUCCCAGCCUGUUCGACCAAGCACCGACAGUUCGUCACAGCGACGAAUCGUGAAGAGAUAAUAUUGAUAUGCACCAUAGUAUUUUACUGCAUCGACGGUUUAAUUCGAUUGUGACCGCGCUUUUUAUCGUACGACGCUCGUUCAUCGGAGAAAUCGUCGUCGACUCAUAACGAGGCGUGAACUUUUCAACACCGAAUUUCUUUUUUUUUUAUAUUACCACAAGUGACGUAUCCAGUCCCCGAAGAUUUCCUCCUUCUACCGUCUGUCAGAGACAGCCACGUCCUUCGUGAAACUCCUCGCGCGUCACGUACCAGUGACGUACAUUUGUGAAACGACAACGGGUACGGUGGAAAAAAUCCAUAGGAUGCUACAUUUCCCAUGACUCUCCUAGUGGGACACGUGUUUGGAACUUUCGUUCUUUCCCUAGUGACAUGUUUUUUUUACGGAUUACGUUAAUCAGCACGAGACUUGUUUAGCUUGGAAGUUCCAGUUUUAACUGCGACCUUCGGCAGACGCGGCAGUAGUAUCUGCGACAGUGUCGUAGAAUCAUGAUGGUACCGUUAAUCUGUGUCUCAUGAACGACAUUUUCUAAAUCAGCAAUUCGUGUACCGCGUGCAAGCAUCCGGUGCAGAGACGAAGAAAGAUAGUUGUCCAGCGUGACGCCAUGUUGUAGGCUGAUGAUAAUCAAGCGCUAACAAAGUGACCGCGUACAACAGAAAGGAUGAUUUAUACGAGUGCAUGGGCAUGGUGACAUUGGUGCAACAGCAUCAGGAAACAGCACCGGACGAAAACCGGUAUCAGAAGGAUCAGGAUCAAGUUAUUAACAUCCCGACCGAGAAUCGGGACAGCGACGAUUGUCGCGAGGAAAUUGCCCACCCCCUCAAAGAUACUGCGGUUGUUGUCGCCGGAAAUGGUAGCCUCGCCGGUUCCUCUACGCAGUGCAGUGACGUAGAAGAAGAGGACGAUGAAGACGAGACGGACACCGAUGAAAGGGAAUGGAUACCCGAUUUACCGGUGCCUACAGUGUACCAGCAACACCAGCAAGUGUCCACUGCCGAUGGAAACGUGGUGUUGCCCAAUGCCGAAGCAUCAAAUUUUGGUGACGUGCGAGUAAAGAACUCGAGUAACGUGCAUCUCGGUAACAAGACGUUUUAUAAGGGACCGGUGACGAUAAAACAAUUUGUUUAUACCAACCCGGUCUCCGUACAGGAAAACGGUAAUGUUAAGGACGACAAUGAACAAACUUACGAUGCCAAUAGCUCUGCUUCAUCGGCUGCUAACAAUAAGGAAGAUUCGACUGCUAAUAGCUCGAUACUAUCCCAGAGCCGUAAUAUUGACAAAGUAACAAAAUGGUUGUGGACCUGGAGAUGCGCCGCACUUAUGUGUACGCUUUCCUUAAUCCUUGUAAUUACUGUGAUCGCCGUGAGUGUACACUUUACAAGUAAUUCUACUGCACCACCAGCUCCUAUUUUCCCGGAAAUACCAGAUUCCUCGCUCGGAGUUGCAGGUGAUAAAGUGAAGAAUGUUCGUUUCGUCGAACGAAGCGAAUGGGGUGCUCAACCACCUUCGGUACAAUUGACGAAGAUGAAACUUCCGGUACCGUAUGUGAUCAUUAGUCAUACAGCAACUGAGUUCUGUACCACGCAAUCAGAAUGUACAUUUCACGUUCGUUUCGCGCAAACAUUUCACAUUGAAUCGAGAAAGUGGUCGGAUAUAGGGUAUAAUUUUCUUGUCGGAGGCGAUGGAUACGUGUACGUUGGUCGAAGUUGGGAUUACAUGGGAUCGCAUGCGUUUGGAUUCAAUAAUAUAAGCAUAGGUAUCUCCUUUAUCGGUACAUUUAAUUCCGUCAUACCACCCAAAAAUCAAUUAUACGCCGCUCAAAGAGUCAUCGAAUUAGGGGUUGAACAUGGCAAAAUUUCACCGGAUUAUAAAUUAUUAGGUCACAGACAAGUCUCUCGGACCUUAAGUCCGGGUGAUGCUUUGUUCAGUAUCAUCCAAACUUGGCCUCAUUGGUCAUCAACCCCAUGAACAAAAUUUCUUUCAUAUUUUAAAAUAUAUGAAAUUCACAACUCUAGAACAAAGUUCUAUUCGCCUAGAAUCUAGAACAAUGUAAUUUUACCUAGCAUUUAUAUAUUAAUUUAAGAAUUUAAAUAAUUUCGUUUAAUAAAAUGACGAAUAUAUUUGAAUUAUUAAAUGGUAAUUUGAAAUGAACAAGUGACUGCGAUAUAGAAUAUGCGUAGUAAUGUAUAAAAGAGAAAUAAGGAACUUGAGAAUACUGAUAAGCCAACGCGAUAUGAAGAUCUCUUUUGUAGAUAAGUGAACAAAAUUAUUAUGUACACAUGUAAUAUCGUAUUCUCAAUUAUAAAUGUGAUGUGUAUAUUGUAAUGUAACAUUUAUAACUUUAUAUUUUAUAUUAUGUAAGAUAAAACAAUUUUGUAAGUCAUUUAACAUCU
This is a messenger RNA of Osmia bicornis bicornis, 2630 nucleotides long. RefSeq names its product peptidoglycan-recognition protein LC-like. Gene Ontology annotation, molecular function: N-acetylmuramoyl-L-alanine amidase activity; zinc ion binding. Gene Ontology annotation, biological process: peptidoglycan catabolic process. The record is from RefSeq and is a predicted model, not a curated record. Lineage: Eukaryota; Metazoa; Arthropoda; Insecta; Hymenoptera; Megachilidae. Bases 916 to 2205 code for a protein of 429 amino acids. The transcript has 5 exons.